Messenger RNA from Lates calcarifer (barramundi perch), 1363 nucleotides. It is a transcript of the gene prr15lb, whose product is annotated as proline rich 15 like b. NCBI's taxonomy places the organism in Eukaryota, Metazoa, Chordata, Actinopteri, Centropomidae. The transcript has 2 exons. The record is from RefSeq and is a predicted model, not a curated record. The coding region runs from base 228 to 563 and encodes 111 amino acids.
UGUGCUAUAGAGUGGAGUACAGAGAGGGACAAGGUGAGACAGAGGGAGAGGCAGACAGGAAGAGAUGCUACACCUGUGCAUGAUCACCUGAGGAGAGGAAGAAUAAAAAAGAACAAAGAGAGGAGUUAAAGAAUUCGUGGGAAUGGCGGCGUACUAUCACAUCUGAGAGAAUCUCCUUUACCCAGCUCAUCUUCAACAAGGUCAGUCCUGCAGUGUCUGUCGGUGCCAUGGCUGACCCCAGCUGGUGGAAGCUGACCUUCUUGCGCAAGAAGAAAUCAGAAUCUAAAGUGCUGUAUGAGAUCCCAGCUGAGUAUGGCAGCAACACUGGGAACAAAGAGCACUCGAGCAAUAAUCCCCCUCCAGACCAUAUGGACAGCCAGUUCAAUGCCAGACUGGAGAAGAUUGUGGAUAAAUCUGCCACCAAGGGUCGCCACGUCAAGGUCUCCCACUCCGGCCGCUUCAAGGAGAAGAAGAAGGUCCGUGCCACGCUGGCCGAGAACCCAAGUCUGUUUGCAGAGCACAACCUCAGUGAUGAGAACCAUAAAAACAAGACUGACAAAUAGCACGCAUGCUCCCAGAAAUACACACCAAAAUGCACAUACUUGAUCGCAAAUGUGUCAUAUGUCAGUGUCACACUUAUGGAGGCUUCGACAAUAGCUGAAAUACAUGCAAACACAAUCAUGUUGCACUACAUGUGCAGCAUGCAAUGUGGAUAAACACUUGUUACCAUGCACCACACCCAGGCAGAUACUGUAACCAAUGGACACACACCUGUACAAACAACUGGUAUCAGCAGCCAGCCAUUAGACAUCCACAGAACAGAGUGGAGGCUGAACCAAGUACAGGAAACAUUUUUUUUUUUUAUAGGUUUUACUCCAAAAAUCUCUCAAUAACUUUCUUGUGCUUGCACUGUUGUUAUAUAUCUUUAUAUAUGAUCACUGACAUGAAGGAAAAGUUAAAAAAAAAAGAAAAAAAGAAAAAAAGACUCUGCCUAACCUCAUGCAUCUUCAUCCUCCUGAUUGAAAAGCAACAUUAUUGUAAUUUAAGUUUUUAUUUUUUAUUAUUAUGGAUAUUUGUUUGGAAUUAAGCCUCCUUUUUUUUGAAAAAAAAAAAACAAACUUUUGUUCAAUCGAUAAACAAGUGAAGACGCUAUGCAACCAAAGUGCAGUAAAUUUUUAUUACAUUUUUAUGACCAAAGCAAAUAGAAACUUGAUCGUAAUGACUGUGUCUGAGAUGUUGUUGAUACACUGCAGAUAAAGUAAAAUUUAAAAAGAUACUGUUUAUAUGAUCUUUUCUGGAAUCUUUAAGGAAAAAUAAUUGUAUUUUGUUUUUAAUAAAUAUAUCAAGAUGUGUUAAUAUGAAA